Physella acuta is the source of this 2375-nucleotide messenger RNA. RefSeq names its product heparan-alpha-glucosaminide N-acetyltransferase. The record is from RefSeq and is a predicted model, not a curated record. Lineage: Eukaryota; Metazoa; Mollusca; Gastropoda; Physidae.
AGACCAGUUGACUGCUGUGCAUCAAGAAUCAAGGCUGCCGAGCGAAGGAUACGUUUUAGUUAGAUGUUCAGUUUCAGUUAGACAGAGUGGUAAACUUAAAACUUAAGGACUGAUGCUACUGCUAGUCUAGUCUAACAGUCAGCAGCAUCAGGGAAAAUGCUUAAGAUAGUUUUUUUCCAGAUUUGCAUCCUGCUAGCUGCUGCAGAAGUUUCCAUGAUUCCUUUUCUCUGUGAUCCCAAGAUUCCAGAUGAGGUUAUUGAUACUGCUGAGAUCACUAUUUACAAUGAUGAAGGUCUUAAAAGGCCUGUUGUUGUAUACCUUCAAUCAGAGCAAUGUUAUAAGUGUGAUUUAUUGCCCUACAAAUCUUUGUUGAAAAAUUGCACAAUUAGAGUGGACACUAGAUGGCCAAUGAGAAUAGAAAUUCGUGUUAUUAAUGAGUCUGGUGAAACACUCACAGCCUCACCCAACUGCAGUGAACGUGAGUUGUCUAUGCAUUAUGUCCAAGGAGGAAAAUACUCCAUUUAUAUACAGACAGAUGAUGAUCCAGAUGUUAUACGCUGUGUUCAAGCAGUUGAGAGAGAAGCCUCUGACACAAACAUCCCAAUUUAUGUGGCUAUAGGAAUUGGGUGCUGUCUUGCUUUAGCAUGGAUAUUUGUCAAAUAUUUGUAUAGGAAAGGCUAUGUACAUCGUGUUAUAUGCUUCUGGAGUACAGAGAGCAUGAUGUCUGAUUUAGGCACCCCAACAAAUAUCAGUCAGACAGAUGAUCCAUCUGCAGCCAAGCCAGACAAAGCACCAGUCAGAGAGAGGUUAAAGUCCUUGGAUACAUUCAGAGGAAUAGCCAUUGGCAUCAUGAUUUUUGUCAAUUAUGGGGGAGGUAACUACUGGUUCUUUGCUCAUUCAAUCUGGAAUGGAGUUACAGUUGCUGAUUUAGCUUUUCCAUGGUUUGUAUUCAUUAUGGGAACAGCUUUAGCUUUUAGUUUUCAAAGUCAGCUGCGAAGAAACACUCCCAAAUGGAAGAUUUUUAUGCGAAUUCUUAAACGUUCAGCAACACUAUUUCUACUGGGAUUGUUGAUCAAUUCCUUUGGUGUAGGCUCUGGGGUAGAUUUUACAAGUUUCCGUAUACCCGGUGUAUUACAAAGGUUUGCUGGAACAUAUCUUAUCUCAGCUUCUUUGUUUCUGUACCUUGGACCAGCAAAUGUUUCUAACCAAUAUUCUCGCCUAUCUUGUCUUCGGGAUAUAACUGCCUACUGGCUGGAGUGGCUAUUUUAUCUGGCAUUUAUAGCUCUUCACUCAGCUCUUACAUUUACAAUGCCAGUACCAGGUUGUCCAACUGGGUAUUUGGGCCCAGGUGGUCUAGAGCAAGAAGGCCACUAUUUUAACUGUACUGGUGGUGCAGCCGGCUACAUAGAUCGCAAGUUUUUUGGGGACUCACAUAUCUAUCAGAGCCCAACAUCAAAGGAGAUUUACAAAAGUACAGCCCCAUAUGAUCCAGAGGGUUUGCUUGGAACUCUCAACUCUUGUGUUCUUUGCUUUUUGGGCUUGCAGGCAGGUAAAAUUUUGUUUGUCUACAAUGACUGGGUCCAACGUUGUCGAAGAUUUUUUGCCUGGGCAGUAUUUUUGAUUUGUCUUGGUACUCUGCUGUGUAAAGGUUCAUUGAAUGAAGGAUGGAUUCCCAUCAACAAAAACUUAUGGUCUCUGUCAUUUGUGUUCAUACUCGCUGGGAUGGCAUUUUUUCUGCUCAUGUUAUGCUAUAUCUUGAUCGAUGUCUACAAAAUAUGGAGUGGAGCACCAUUUUUUUAUGCAGGUAUGAAUUCAAUAGCCCUGUACUGUGGACAUGAAUUUUUCUCUGGAAGAGCACCAGUUUUUUUUCAAGUACCACAAACACAUGCAUCACUGCUGGCGCUAAAUAUAUGGGGAACUACCUUCUGGGUCUUUGUUUCCAUUUAUUUUUAUUACAAGGAUAUUUUUAUUUCAGUUUGAGUGUGAUUUUUUUUAAAUAUUAGCUAUUUAUUACAAAAUUAAUGACCUUUUGGAACAUAACAAAUGCUGUCAUUAGUAGUAUUUAAAAUUUUCUUUUUUAGUUAAAUUGUUUUUGCUUUUUCUUUUCUGACAGCAUGAUAUAAUAAGAACAUGCAUAUUAACAUUUCACUUUUUUAAAUUCUCUCAGCCCUAAGUUGAUUUAGUAGUUGAUUAAGCUUACAUUUCUAACCUCUUCUCUUCACCACAAUGUUACCGAGUGAAACAAGCAAAGAUAAUGUUUAUGUUGUAAUAUAUAUUAUUUGUUGAUAAAUUAUUAGAUGCUUUAUAUUAAAUGUAGAAUUUCAGACAUUGUAAAAUUAAAAAAAAAAAAUUUCAUAUUUUUAAUUAGCUGUUUU